This is a messenger RNA of Stomoxys calcitrans (stable fly), 4329 nucleotides long. RefSeq lists its product as uncharacterized. Bases 1 to 4329 code for a protein of 1442 amino acids. The transcript is spliced from 3 exons. Gene Ontology annotation, biological process: DNA integration. Gene Ontology annotation, molecular function: nucleic acid binding. The record is from RefSeq and is a predicted model, not a curated record. NCBI's taxonomy places the organism in Eukaryota, Metazoa, Arthropoda, Insecta, Diptera, Muscidae.
AUGUCUUCUGUGUCGCCAUUACAGGGCAGUGCUAGUUAUUGCAUACCCAAUAUAAGUUUGCUCUCCUUGCGCCCACCACGAAAUCAAGGAUUUGACGUUGCAAUAACCAGCUUGGACUGCUAUCAGCGGUCCGGAGUCAUGUUUCAACAGCCCAAGCAUAGCAGCCGCAGCAGCAGCAGCGGCGGCGGCGGCAAAAGAAGCACAAUGGUGCUAACUGGCGUACUGGUACAACACCAACCGCCACCAUCAGCGUCAUCAUCAUCAUCACCGACAGUGGCGGGCUGCAAAAAAAAAAGCUCAGCUUCAUUGCGGGUUUUGGCUCAACUGCAAGAAACCAAUCACGCAUUUUUGGCACAAAUGUUGGCUCAAAACCAAGCUAUUUUGGAAGAUGUUAUUUCGAGGAACAAGAGCUCUUUGGUGAUACCUUCGUUCAGAAAUUUCAAUAGUGGAACAGAACAAUGGUCAACAUAUCAAUUUCAAUUGGAACAGCAUAUGAUAGCAAGUUCUGUAAAAUGUGAAGAUACGAAGCGGUCUUGUUUUCUUAGCUGGGUUGGAUCUGAUGUUUUGGAGCUUUUGCAAAGGCUAUUUGAUGGGAAAGCAGAAGUACAACCAUUCAAGGAGUUAGUUACCGCAUUAGAAAAGCAUUUUGGAAGUCAACAGCACAUUUUAGCCGCUCGAUUUAAAUUUUAUAAUCAAACAAGAAUGAAGGAGAAUCAGAAAUACGUUGAUUGGGUUGCAGAUCUAAGAGGUGUAGCCAGAGAAUGUAAUUUUACGUGUGAAAAUGAAUACUGCAGACAAUCCUACAUCGAUAACAAAAUAAGGGAUAUGAUUGUGUUAUACACUCCACAUAAGAAAGUCCGAACAGCUUGUUUGCAAAAAUCAAAUCCAUCUUUAGAAGAGGUGCUGAAAAUUUGUUCAAUUUUUGAAGCAACUGUUAAGGCGUCGGAUGAGAUCGAAGAUACUAAGGAGCCGACAAAUGAAGUUCACGCUAUUCAACGUUAUAAUGUUUCAGAAAGUAAAUCAAAGGGAAAGCUUACUUUCAAGAAUUUACAGUCUUGUCCAGGCUGUGGAAAGUCUCAUCAGAGAGAAGAAUGUUAUCACUUUAAGAAUAGAACCAGAUGCAAUAGAUGCUCGAAGCUUGGACAUAUAUCGAAAGUAUGUCAAGCACAAGGUAAGCUUGGAAAUAGUCAACAAAUUCAUGAAAUGGAGGUAGAGGAAUCGUCUAUAAGUCACGUUGAAGCAAUCGACACCGUCAAUAAUGGAAAGAAUGAUAAACUCAUGAUCACUAUUAAGGUAAAUAACGAAGAAUUGCCAUUUCAAUUAGACACUGGAGCUUCAUGCUCAUUGAUUGGACUUGACGUCUACAAGAAAUUAAAACAACCUUUGUGUAGUCCAAGUAAUAAAACAUUAAAAGCGUAUGGAGGAGCUAUGUUGGCUCUAAAAGGGGUGGUUAAUGUGGAUGUUAAGGUCGGCAACCAAACACGAAAUUUACAACUUUACGUUGUUGAUUUGGAAAAUGUUGUGAACAUAUUUGGAUUCGAUUGGUUUAAAGAAUUUGAUUUUCAGAUAAAAAGUCCAUACAAUAACCUAGUGAUCGAAAACUGCUUGCAAGUUUCAAAUGACUCUCUUACGGAUUUAGAAUGUAGAUUGAAACAAGUCUUAAACAAUUUCAAUGAAGUUUUUUCUGAAGGACUUGGACACUGUCCAACGUUUAAAGCAGAUAUUACCCUUAAGUCCGAUGCAGUUCCAAAAUUUAUGAAACCUUACAAUAUUCCAUUUGCGUUACACGACAAAGUUCGACAGGAAAUUGACCGUUUGGUCUCCAAUGGCGUCAUAGAGCCAAUAAAUUCGAGUGAAUGGGCUUCGCCAAUUGUGGUGGUUCCAAAACCAAAUGGUUCCAUAAGGGUUUGCGCCGAUUUUAAAGUUACUUUAAAUCCCCAAAUAAAAACUGAAAGAUAUCCCAUACCAAGAAUCGAAGAAUUAUUCCACAAACUUCAAGGAGGUCGGUAUUUCUCUAAAAUUGACUUGAGUGAAGCAUAUUUGCAGAUUGAAUUGUCUGAUGCAGCAAAAAGAAUUAUGGUUAUAAAUACUCCUUUUGGUUUAUAUCAAUAUAAGCGUAUGCCUUUCGGGAUUGCAAGUGCACCCGCAAUUUUUCAGAGAUUUAUGGAGGAAACAUUAGCAGAUAUUCCUGGAUGCGCAAUUUACCUUGAUGACGUAAUUAUAACAGGAAAAACAAACAGUGAACAUAUUCAGAACUUGACUAAUGUGCUGGAGAAACUAAAAUAUCAUGGACUCAAAUGUAAAACUGAGAAAUGUGAGAUUUCGAAAUCUUUGGUCGAAUAUGUAGGCCACAUUAUUGACUGUGAUGGUAUAAGACCUUCAGAAAAACGUUUGGCUGCAAUUCAAAAUAUGCCAAGGCCAUCAAAUAUUAAAGAAUUGAAAUCAUUUAUAGGAAAAAUUUUUGUUUUGUUUCACAGAUUUCCUGAUGGCUCUGAAAAACCAAUAUGCUUUGCUUCAAAAACGCUGAAUGCUUCUCAAGUUAAUUAUUCUCAAAUAGAGAAGGAGGCUCUUGCCAUAAUAUUUGGUGUGACCAAGUUUCACCAGUAUCUAUAUGGUAGACACUUUGAAUUAGUAACAGAUCAUCAAGCUCUUACUACAAUAUUUCAUCCCUUCAAAAAGCUUCCUAUCAUGACAUUGCAUCGACUUCAACGCUGGGCCAUUACACUGCAAGCAUACGAAUAUUCUAUAAAGUAUAAAACAACUUCUCAUCAUGCAAACGCUGACGCAUUAUCAAGAUUGCCAAUGGGAGAUAAUAAAGAAUUCGAUAAAACUGAAGCGGAGGUGUUAUAUAUUGAUGAUGUUUAUAAUACGAUAUUGCAAGACUGUCCUAUUGAUUCCGAAACUGUAGCAUUGCACACAAAAAGCGACGAAACACUAAAAGUUAUCACGAAUUAUGUGAAAAAUGGCUGGCCGGAGGAGAAUAAAUCGGAGGCUUCUUUCAAUCCGUAUUUUGCAAGAAAAUAUUCGAUUUCUAUCGAAAAGGAUGUGCUUCUUCUGCACAAUGAACACUCACGUGUAAUAGUUCCAAGCUCACUUCGCUCAAAAGUUUUGAGUAUGCUACAUGACGGACAUUGGGGUGCAUGUAGAAUGAAGCAAUUAGCAAGAAGAUAUGUGUGGUUUCCGAAUAUUGACCAAGAAAUUGAGAGUAUGGCAAAAAAAUGUACGAUUUGUCAAGAAAAUGGGGAUAAUCCGAAACAAGUAUUUUCUGCAUGGCCCGAAGCUGAGCUACCAUGGGAAAGAAUACACAUUGAUUUUGCUGGUCCAUUUUUAAACAAAAUGUGGCUUAUUGCAGUUGAUUCGUACUCCAAAUUUCCUUUUGUCAGGCCAGUAUCUGUAGCUACCUCGGGAUCAACUAUAGCAGCUUUACAAAGGUUUUUCGCAAUUGAAGGUCUACCACGUACCAUUGUAACUGAUAAUGGUACACAAUUCACGUCAUCUGAAUUUAAAAGGUUUUGUGAAGUAAACGCUAUUGAGCAUCUGACAACAGCCCCGUUUCAUCCGGCUUCGAAUGGAUUAGCUGAACGUUUUGUUCGAACUUUUAAGACAGCUUUUACUAAGAUAAGUAAGGAACAACCAAAUCAAGAACAGGCGUUGUACAAGUAUUUGGUAACAUAUAGAUCAACACCAAACCCACAUACUGGUAAAUCUCCAGCAGAAUUACUUCACGGUCGUCAGCCUCGUACAAUUUUAACCGCAAUGUUUCCUGUGAAGCACGAAUUAUCAAAAUUUUCUUCGAAGUUAUCUAUUGGUCAAAAGGUUUAUGUACGAAAUUUCUCUGGUAAAAAACGCUGGGUUGAAGGAGAAAUAAAAGCAACAAUGGGAAAUUUAAUGUUUACAGUAAAAACAGCGCAGGGCGAAGUCCGAAGGCAUCAAAAUCAAAUAAAAAGCAGAAUAGAAACGAGUGGAAACAAUAUAACUAAACAAUGUCAUGUAUCAAAAAAGACAGCUAAUGACGAUAUAGACAUAUUAAUUCCAGAUAACUAUUCUAAUAUGAAUCCAAGCGUAGAAACAAGUGAACGACACUCAACAGUUAUCGAACAAACCAACAUCGCAAGCAGUUGUGAGAGGUUAGAACCAGCUAAUCAAGCUUCAGGUCAAACCACAAUUGUGGAAGCUUCCCAAAAUAUGCAAUCCAACGGACAAGGAACUAGCGGAAAACAAAACUGUCAAAACAGCGAAAUGUCACGCCCCUGUGGAAAACGUCGACAACAGUUUAUCCCCAGAAGAUCGGAAAGAAUUCGGAAAAGAUUUAAAGGGAAAGCAAAUUAA